UCUUGAAUGGAUUGAAAAUAAAUAAAAACAAAUCAGUAGCGUAGACUAAACUCUAGAAAUCUACUAGAAUAUAGAUCUAGAUAUAUGAUAUAGAAUGAUGAUAUAGAUCUAGAUCUAGACUACUUUUGGGGCUGGGUUAAGAGUUAAGAUCUAUGUAGAUCUAGUCACUAAAUGACUAAAUCAUAUAGACUAUCAUUUAUAAUACUAAUAGACUUCUAAACUUCUAGUACUAGUAGUUUAGUUAAUUUAGUAGUACUAGUUAUUACUAGUAGUACUAGAGAUAUUAAAUAAAAUAUUACAGUAGAUGUCACUGAUGUGUAACACUCACACUCAACUGUAGUGAUGUAGUGUAUAGUAUAAGUUAUAAGUGUCUUGACAACAGUAGAUUUUAGGUUACUUCCCUUAAUCCACCUGAGACAUGGUGGCAGUGUGGUAAAUAACUUGGCUUCUGAACCAAGUGGUAGUGAGUGGAAAUCCUUGUGAUGACUGAGAUUUUGAACUUCACGAUUUUCAGGACAACCCCGAGUUCACACAACUCCAAAGGGUACCUAACAUUUGUUGGGAAAUGAAGGAUAAACAUUUCUCUGCAAGACAAGUGUUUUGGCGAGCAUAAACUUGCAUUUCUGUAAAAUUUCUGAAUUAUGGCAGUUAAUAUUUUGCCACGGAGUUGCACACAUCAAAAAUCUCUGAAGUGGAUAUUCAUUGUUGGUGUCAUCUAUUUAGUUUUAAUUUGGUUUGGGUACAAGAGCUUAGAGAAAAAUAUUUCUCAAAUGCACAGAUCAGGUCAUUCUUUUCAUCCUAGACUAAAAAAGGAUGGUAGCAUUCAGUUUUAUGCCAAAGAAUGUGAAAGUGUACAUAUGUCAAGGUCAAGCCUGGCUAUAACAUCUUCAUCUAAUCCUUUGUUUUUAUAUUUAAAUUCAAGUCAGUGUCAAGUUCAUCCUCCUCGCAAGAGAUCAAAUAUUCAGAUGGAAUAUGAAUGGAGCUCAAUCAGUGUUGGAUAUCCACAAUAUGUGUAUACAGUGAGUGGCUGGAUACAAGUGAUCAAUGUGGAAAACUAUGACUCCAAGCCACUUCAGAUUUUUAUAAUCCCACACUCACAUCAAGAUCCAGGUUGGCGUGAAACAUUUGAAGGCUAUUUCAACAGUUACACUAGGAAUACAUUAGACUAUGUCAUCAAACAUUUGAAUGAAAACCCAGAUUUAAAGUUUAUUUGGUCUGAAGUUUCUUAUUUGGAGAGGUGGUCUUCUUUACCAGAUUCUAAAACAGAUCAGUUGAAAAGAUUGAUAGACAAUGGUCAAUUGGAGAUAGUCACAGGAGGUUGGGUCAUGACAGAUGAAGCUGUGGCCCACUACACAUCAAUGCUGGAUCAGCUGAUGGAAGGACAUCUUUGGCUUCAUAAACAUGGUAUAUCUACUAAUACAUCUUGGUCAGUGGAUCCAUUUGGGCACUCACCGACCAUGACCUACUUAUUGAAAAGAGCUGAAAUCAACCACAUGGUUAUUCAGAGAAUACAUUUUGCCAUCAAGCGCCAUUUUGCCAAUCAGAAAAACUUAGAAUUUUACUGGAGACAGGCCUGGGAUUCAGAUGAUAACACUGGUGUCUUCUGUCACAUGAUGCCAUUUCUUUUAUAUUCUAUUCAUUACUCUUGUGGCCCUGACCCUCAUGUCUGCUGUCAGUUUGACUUUCACACAGAUAAAUGUUUCAGAGGGAAAGAAACUAUUCCCAAGAUAACAGUGGAUGAUACUAACAUCAGGAAACUAGCAUGGGCUUUGUGGGAACAGUUUCAAAAAAAGGCCUCAUUGUAUCGAAGCAACAUUCUACUUGUCCCCCAUGGAGAUGAUUUUCGUUACAGCUCUCAGAGUGAGUGGACAGAACAGUUUGGAAACUUGGGGAAACUGAUGGAUUAUAUGAACAAAAAUAAAGACAUGAACAUUCAGAUUCAGUAUGGAAUUUUAUCUGACUACUUUCAAGCAGUAGAAAUUGAAAGUCAAAAAAAUAGAAUCUCUUUCCCUUCACUUGCUGGUGACUUUUUUCCCUACAAUGAUAGAGAUGACCAGUACUGGACAGGCUAUUACUCUAGUAGGCCUUUAUUUAAACACAUGACAUAUGUCUUGCAAGCAAAGUUGAGGAUAACAGAAAUCUUGUUUUCUCUUCUGUGUGCUCAGUUGUCAGAAUUCUCUAAGUCAUUUUGCUCCACCAAGGAGCCGGUUAUUGUUGAUGCUCGUAGAUCUCUGGGUCUGUUCCAACAUCAUGAUGCCAUCACAGGCACAAGUAAAAAGAGAGUUAUGGAGGACUACAGCAACAAAUUACACAACACAGUCAAUCAAGUGGAGGAUCUCUUGGCCUUGUUGAUGUUGAACAGUCUACUCCCUAAAUUGGAUAAAGUCUCUAUUCCUACAGCCAACACUCUCCUGUCUGUUGAAAACUGGCAGUCUCCUACAUCUGUGCCAGUUUUAAGGAUUAGUGAAUUUAAAGGGAAAUGGUUUGUUCUAGUUGUAAAUCCACUCACAAUACAGUGGGUGUCUCCUAUUACAAUCAGAACCUCUACUCCAUGCAUUGUGAAGACAAAACAAGGAACAUUAAUUCCCAGCCAGAUUAAUCCAGUCUUCUCAUUGGAGCUGCAGCCAGUAGCUAAACUUUUUGAUAUUGUCUUUAUUGCCAAUAUCACUGCUCUCUCUUUACAAAUGUAUGAGCUUCAUGAGGAGACAGAGGAAGCUGAAUAUGCCACAAUUACAGUCUAUGGAGAUGUUCUUCACAUAGAAUCUUUUCUGUCUGUUUAUAAUGCUGUUCACUCAGGGAAAGAAUUAAUUCAUAUUGAAAGUACUUUACUUAAAGCCACAUUUUCUGCUUGUUCAGGAACACUUCAGUACAUUUUACGUAAAACUGAUGAAACCUGGCACAAGACAUCUGUACAGAUGAUGACUUAUGGUACAGGUUCCUGGAUAAAUCCAUUCAAAGACAAGAGUGGUGCUUAUAUAUUUAUGCCAGAUGGUUAUGCUCAGGAAUUAGAAAUUUACUAUCCUACAAUAGUUGUAGUGAAGGGACCUGUGCUAUCUAGAGUUUUAACCAAACUUCCAGGAGUGCGUCACUCUGCUUCACUGUACAAUGUAUCAGGUCCAGUUGGAGCUGGUGUUCAUUUGGAUAACUUGGUGGACAUAUCAACUCAGGAGUUUGAGAACAAAGAACUCAUGAUGAGAAUAACUACAGACAUUUCAAACCUGGACUCCACGAUUUGUGUUGACCUCAAUGGCUAUCAGAUGCACAGAAAACAAUUCAGAGCUAAGUUUUUAAUUCAAGGGAACUUUCAUCCAAUGACAUCAAUGGCAUAUAUAGAAGAUAGGAAGCAAGAGCGAGUUACUUUAAUAACAUCUGAACCCCAUGGAGUUGCCUCUCUUACUUCAGAUUCUCUAGAAGUGAUUCUAGACAGAAGGUUGAUGCAAGAUGACUGGAGGGGACUUAAUGAAGGUCCAAAUGAUAACAGAGAAAAUCCCAGCAAGUUUAUUUUACUGGUAGAGAAAAGAGACUUUGUUGUACCGUCCAAAGGUCCAAUGAAAGCCUCUCCUUGUUAUCCAUCACUAUUGGCUCACCUGCUGGCUACCCACCUCCAUAACCCACCCCAUGCUGUUAUGAUGCCCACUUCACCAGUGAAAUCAUCUGUGAGACUAAUCAGUCAGCCAUGGCCAUGUCACUAUGACCUUGUCAAACUGAGAUUUUUGGAACUUAGCAAAACAUCAGUCAAGUCUUACCUGGUGCUCCAUAACACAGGAAUAGAUUGUUCCUUCACACAGAUAUUUAUGGACUGCAGUAUGCAGCAACCAGUCUAUUUAAAUAUGUUCAAUGAGGUGAAGGUCAGUACAGCAGUAGAAACCUCAUUGACUGGAGUGAAAGAACUGAGCCAUGUGACUGAGAUGAAAGUCAAACUGUCAGAAAUGGAAAUCAAAACUAUUAAGUUAACCUUUAGAUAACAGUAGAAGAGGGUUAACAUUUCUGUGUACAGGGUUGACAGCUUGGGAUGUAGUAAUUGUGGUUAUUGAAAGUACUUAACUUAAUAUUUAUAUGUGAAAUCUCUGGUAUUGAGAGUAUUUCAUGCAUUUAGUGUGGAGUUAAAAAGUGAUAAAACUAUGCAAUAUGUGAUAAUGAGAGUUUUGAGAAGAGUUUAUUAUUUUGACUUUGAGAGUAUAUAGAUACCUGCCUGGUCAUGUGGUAUGUAUAUCGAACCCUACCCACUGCCAUCCCCUGCUGUCCUGUGGAAUGUUUGGUCUAGGAGGUAAUAAUCUUUAAUUCUAUAGGACUGUCAUCUUGAUGGUCCGGGGUUCAAAACCUGCCUAUCGACAUCUCUUGCAAGUUGUUUUGGUUAGGAUGUAAUAAAUCUUCUAUUCUGAAGGAACAUCUGAAAUAUGUAGAAUAAUCAUAAUAAGAUGUCUGGUUGUUUAACAGUGAUGAGAUUCUUUUUUUCCUGACAUUUUGCUAUUUUAAGCCAUUCUCCUAAAAGGCACAGACCUACAGUUUUAAGUCAUUUGUGUGUGUAUGUUUAUAUUUGUGUGUGUAUGUUUGUGUGUUUUUAACAAGGUUUAAAAAACAACAACACUUCUCUUUCUUCAAUCAGUAGAGUGAACUGUUUGAAAUAGUCACUUCUUUCACAUCUGUUUAGUUCAAUCAGUGGAGUGACCUGUUUGAAAUAGUCACUUCUUUCACAUCUGUUUAGUUCAAUCAGUGGAGUGACCUGUUUGAAAUAGUCACUUCUUUCACAUCUGUUUAGUUCAAUCAGUGGAGUGACCUGUUUGAAAUAGUCACUUCUUUCACAUCUGUUUAGUUCAAUCAGUGGAGUGACCUGUUUGAAAUAGUCACUUCUUUCACAUCUGUUUAGUUCAAUCAGUGGAGUGACCUGUUUGAAAUAGUCACUUCUUUCACAUCUGUUUAGUUCAAUCAGUGGAGUGACCUGUUUGAAAUAGUCACUUCUUUCACAUCUGUUUAGUUCAAUCAGUGGAGUGACCUGUUUGAAAUAGUCACUUCUUUCACAUCUGUUUAGUUCAAUCAGUGGAGUGACCUGUUUGAAAUAGUCACUUCUUUCACAUCUGUUUAGUUCAAUCAAUGGAGUGACCUAUUUGAAAUAGUCACUUCUUUCACAUCUGUUUAGUUCAAUCAGUGGAGUGACCUGUUUGAAAUAGUCACUUCUUUCACAUCUGUUUAGUUCAAUCAGUGGAGUGACCUGUUUGAAAUAGUCACUUCUUUCACAUCUGUUUAGUUCAAUCAGUGGAGUGACCUGUUUGAAAUAGUCACUUCUUUCACAUCUGUUUAGUUCAAUCAGUGGAGUGACCUGUUUGAAAUAGUCACUUCUUUCACAUCUGUUUAGUUCAAUCAGUGGAGUGACCUGUUUGAAAUAGUCACUUCUUUCACAUCUGUUUAGUUCAAUCAGUGGAGUGACCUGUUUGAAAUAGUCACUUCUUUCACAUCUGUUUAGUUCAAUCUGUGGAGUGACCUGUUUGAAAUAGUCACUUCUUUCAGAUCUGUACAACUAAACCAAUCUUGUUUCUAUUCUUGUUGGUUUUGAAAGGAUGAAACUUCAGUCAACAAACAAAGUGGUGUUAUCUUUGGAUAUAAUUCAUACAACAGAGUCAUUCUGUAAGCAUUUUCUUAAGUUGUCAGACAAUGGUAUUGCAAUAGAGUAAUGGCUGCCUUUUUUGUAAAAUGUUGAUGUUUUUGAUUGAAAAGAAAUACAUCAAUAAAGCAGUCUUAGUCUCAGUUAAUAAGCUCAAAACUAGGUUUCAGAAUUGUGUUAUCAUUUUCUAGUCAAUGUUUAGCUAUGAAGUGAAAGAAUGCUUCAUGGCUUUUAUUGAUCAAUAUUUUCUCAGCUCAUAAAAGUAUCUGAUCAAAGUGACAAGACAUUCUGUUUCUGUUACUGAGAAAUCAUGAUACCCAAGAUAAAAAAAUUUUUAUCAUUCAGCCAUUGUUGUAGUUGUUGUUUCUACUGCAGUAUUUUGUCUUGUUUUAAUGCAUUUAAAGGCUUGUGAAAUGUUUUCAAAAGAAUUUGUGUAAGCUUUGUUAAUGUUUUAAUGAAUCAGAUUUGUUUAGUUGUUGAUGAUGUUAGCUAAAAUGUCUCUAGAUUUUUAAUACUACCUGCUUUAUUUCUUGUAUUGCUUUCACUCACUUGCCUCCCUUUGGUUCAAGAAGAAAAGCACAAUGUGGUCAGCUCUUUCACUGCCUCCAACCUUGAACUAAACUUGGUUUUGUUUCUUCUUGCAUACAAAAAUAUAAAUAAAAAAAGGUUCAUUGAAACAAAACCAUUUUGUUGUCUACAUUUUAAAUUAUUAAUUUUGUAUCCCAGUGAUCAGUUUGUAACAGCUCUGUCUAUUAACAGAUUGAAAACAUUUGAUCAUCAAUAGCUUCUUCUUUAUUAUUGUGUUUGUGUUAUGUUUUUUUGCAUUGUUGACUAUUUAAAAACAAGAUUUGAGAUCAUAAUCAACAGGUGUGCUUAUGUGUCUACUCACAUACUUUUGAAUAUGGAAUUAGACAUAAAUAUAGAUUGUUAGAGGAGGCACUGUGGCUGAGCGGUAAAGCACUUGGCUUCUGAACCGGGGUCCAGGGUUCAAAUCCUUCUAUUUCAGGGUUCUUGGGCCACCUCUGAGUCCACCCAGUUCUAAUGGGUACCUGACAUUAGUUGGGGAAAAGUAAAGGCGGUUGAUCAUUGUGCUGGCCUCAUGACACCCUUGUUAACCACAGAAACAGAUGACAUUUACAUCAUCUGCCCUAUAGACCACAAGGUCUGAAAGGGAAACGUUACUUUAGUAAUACUAUAGUUUGCUAGAAUUAGUUUUGGGUAUUUAUAGUAAGUCAGUUGUCAGUGAAGAUUUUGUGAUCAUAGAGCAACCCAUUUUUACAAAGUUUUUAUCAACUAUGUCUGUCUGGUACAAAUUUUGAACAUGUUAUUUCUCCCUCCCAUUCUAUGGAUAAAGUUGAAAUGUUAAAAAAAUUAUCUAUUAUACCUAACAAAACAUUAAUCAAUUAAAAAAUUAACCAAUUAGUCAAUUUUUUUUUUUUUGUUAUUGAAAAAGGGAAAUAAUUUCUAUAUUAUUGAGAUAUAUAGUUUUUCCCCUUGGAUCAGUUGUUUUUUUUGUAAAGUAUUUUUAUAUUUUGCUUUUUAGUGUUCUAUACCUUUUGAUAAAAAUGGUGAUAUAUAUAUAUAUAUAUAUAUAUAUAUAUAUAUAUAUAUAUAUAUAUAUAUAUAUAUAUAUAUAUAUAUAUAUAUAUACAUUUAUUUGAAUGAAUAUAUGUGUGUGUUUGUUCUGCUUUAAGUAAGUGCUUAGCUCAAUUGUUCAUUGGCAAUUAUUUCUAUGUCAUGUAUAUUUAUGUUAAUAUAUUGAUCAUUACAUGCUUAAAACUUUUUUUUUGUUGAAACAAAUGAACACAAAAAGAUGACUCCCAUUAGAGUAUGUUUUAUUUAGAAAAAAAUCAGCUUGAAUACAAUAGAUGUCUGAUGAUAAACAAAUUUCAGUAUACUCAACUCCACCAGUUACAGUGAAAAUACAUUUGAAAUCUAGUGAUACAUCAUGAGUAAAAUAAUACAGAUGACAGUAUUUGAGGGUUGUUUUUUUUAAGGAUUUUGCCCACAAGAAAUGUAAUUGUUUUGGUUACACAACUAAAAUGAUGAAUCCUGUCUUGAUUAAAUAACAAUUGGAAUGACAACUUGCAAUCAGAGCAAUUAAGUAGGAAGGAAACAGUUGUGAGUGGAGAAACUAAAGCUUUGUUUUACCAUGAAAACAUCAGAUCAAUGAAAUAGCAAUACAUCAAGAUGUGCAUAAAUUCAGUGAGUAACAUCAUAUUACAAAAUAAAAAUACUGUGCAUUGCGUUGAGGUGUAGACAUGAUUGCAUUCUAGAAUGAGAGUGCAGUGAUUGGCUUCUGUACUACAGGCUGUUAUGGAUACCCUGUUUGAAUUCAAGGAGAGACAACAGGAAUGGUGUCGUCUGAGAACUUUGCUGCUAAUCAAAGUCUUCCAUGUAGGACUCCAAAAUUAAAGAAAUUCCUAGCUCUCUAGGCUCUAAAAUGAAACAAUGUUAAUGUAGACACACUGUACCAAAGGGACAUUUUCUGGUCAGACUCAUUUUCUUAAUUGUUUUUUACACUAGCUCACUAGCCUCUGUUAGAAGUAUUUCUAAUAAAAUAUAUUUCUCACAGC
This is a messenger RNA of Biomphalaria glabrata, 8175 nucleotides long. RefSeq names its product alpha-mannosidase 2-like. Gene Ontology annotation, biological process: mannose metabolic process; protein deglycosylation; N-glycan processing. The record is from RefSeq and is a predicted model, not a curated record. Gene Ontology annotation, molecular function: alpha-mannosidase activity; carbohydrate binding. Gene Ontology annotation, cellular component: Golgi membrane. The coding region runs from base 642 to 3965 and encodes 1107 amino acids. Lineage: Eukaryota; Metazoa; Mollusca; Gastropoda; Planorbidae. The transcript has 23 exons.